Cercocebus atys (sooty mangabey) is the source of this 5364-nucleotide messenger RNA. It is a transcript of the gene VPS8, whose product is annotated as vacuolar protein sorting 8 homolog (S. cerevisiae). Gene Ontology annotation, molecular function: protein binding. Gene Ontology annotation, biological process: protein targeting to vacuole; endosomal vesicle fusion. Gene Ontology annotation, cellular component: HOPS complex; late endosome; CORVET complex. NCBI's taxonomy places the organism in Eukaryota, Metazoa, Chordata, Mammalia, Primates, Cercopithecidae. The record is from RefSeq and is a predicted model, not a curated record. The transcript is spliced from 47 exons. Bases 173 to 4240 code for a protein of 1355 amino acids.
UAGGUAGUGCGCGUGCGUGAGGCUAAAGCUGGGGUGCGGUCACGUGGGCCAGCGGUCCAGGGCCGGAAUGGCUGCAAGCUCAGAGAUAAUCAUUCAGGUCUUUGUGAGCUAAGGCCAAACAAACAAAAGAACACUUGCUUUGAUGGACUGAAUACUGUUAUUAGAAGUAAAUAUGGAAAAUGAACCAGACCAUGAAAAUGUGGAACAGAGCCUCUGUGCCAAGACGAGCGAAGACGAGCUGAAUAAGUCCUUCAAUCUAGAAGCUUCACUUUCAAAAUUCUCUUACAUAGAUCUGGACAAGGAACUGGAGUUCAAAAAUGAUCUGAUUGAUGACAAGGAGUUUGAUAUUCCUCAAGUUGAUACUCCUCCAACACUGGAAAGCAUACUAAAUGAGACUGAUGAUGAAGAUGAGUCUUUUGUUCUUGAGGAUCCUACAUUGUUAAACAUUGAUACUAUUGAUUCUCACUCCUAUGAUACUUCAUCUGUGGCAAGCUCAGAUAGUGGUGACAGGACCAACUUAAAGAGGAAGAAGAAAUUACCUGAUUCUUUUUCACUCCAUGGAUCAGUUAUGCGCCAUUCACUUUUGAAGGGAAUUUCUGCCCAGAUAGUGUCUGCAGCUGACAAAGUAGAUGCUGGCUUGCCUACAGCAAUUGCAGUGUCCAGUCUGAUAGCAGUGGGUACAUCUCAUGGAUUGGCUUUAAUAUUUGGAAAAGAUCAGAAUCAAGCUUUGCGACUCUGUCUGGGUAGCACUAGUGUUGGAGGUCAGUAUGGCGCUAUCUCUGCCCUCAGUAUCAACAAUGAUUGCUCAAGACUUCUUUGUGGCUUUGCUAAAGGACAGAUCACCAUGUGGGAUUUGGCCAGUGGAAAACUUCUAAGAUCAAUAACAGAUGCUCAUCCUCCAGGAACAGCAAUAUUGCAUAUCAAGUUUACAGAUGACCCAACUCUUGCAAUUUGCAAUGACAGCGGAGGCUCUGUUUUUGAAUUGACAUUUAAGAGAGUGAUGGGAGUGAGAACCUGUGAAUCUAGAUGUCUGUUCAGUGGUUCCAAGGGUGAAGUCUGCUGUAUUGAGCCUCUGCAUUCUAAGCCUGAGUUGAAAGAUCAUCCCAUCACACAGUUUUCAUUAUUGGCCAUGGCAUCCUUAACAAAAAUACUGGUCAUUGGAUUGAAACCAUCCUUGAAAGUGUGGAUGACUUUUCCCUAUGGCCGGAUGGAUCCUUCCAGUGUGCCACUGCUGGCCUGGCACUUUGUAGCAGUGCAAAAUUAUGUGAAUCCCAUGCUUGCCUUCUGCAGAGGAGAUGUCGUUCAUUUUCUAUUGGUAAAGAGAGACGAAUCUGGAGCAAUACAUGUUACUAAGCAAAAGCAUCUUCACCUAUACUAUGACCUCAUCAACUUUACUUGGAUAAAUUCACGCACAGUUGUGCUCUUAGACAGCGUAGAGAAGUUGCAUGUGAUUGAUCGGCAAACACAAGAGGAAUUGGAGACAGUGGAGAUCUCAGAAGUUCAGCUGGUCUAUAAUAGCAGCCAUUUCAAAUCACUAGCCACUGGAGGAAAUGUUAGCCAGGCACUGGCUUUGGUUGGAGAGAAGGCUUGUUAUCAAUCCAUCAGUAGCUAUGGUGGUCAGAUCUUUUAUUUGGGGACAAAAUCUGUUUAUGUGAUGAUGCUGAGGAGCUGGAGAGAGAGAGUGGAUCAUCUCCUGAAACAAGAUUGUCUUACAGAAGCCUUGGCUCUUGCAUGGUCUUUCCAUGAAGGAAAAGCAAAAGCUGUAGUGGGAUUAUCAGGGGAUGCCAGUAAGCGAAAGGCUAUUGUUGCAGACCGGAUGGUAGAAAUCCUAUUCCAUUAUGCAGAUCGAGCUCUGAAAAAGUGCCCAGACCAAGGAAAAAUCCAAGUGAUGGAGCAGCAUUUUCAGGAUAUGGUGCCUGUCAUAGUUGAUUACUGCCUUCUGCUGCAGCGAAAGGAUCUUUUAUUUAGUCAGAUGUAUGAUAAAUUAAGUGAGAAUUCAGUGGCCAAAGGAGUAUUUUUGGAAUGCCUUGAGCCAUAUAUUUUAAGUGAUAAAUUGGUGGGAAUCACACCCCAAGUAAUGAAAGACUUGAUUGUUCAUUUCCAAGAUAAAAAAUUAAUGGAAAAUGUGGAAGCUCUCAUUGUACAUAUGGAUAUCACCAGCCUAGAUAUUCAGCAGGUGGUUCUCAUGUGUUGGGAAAAUCGUUUAUAUGAUGCUAUGAUCUAUGUCUACAACAGAGGCAUGAAUGAGUUUAUUAGUCCCAUGGAGAAACUUUUCAGAGUCAUUGCUCCUCCUCUGAAUGCUGGAAGAACGCUAACAGAUGAACAAGUUGUUAUGGGCAAUAAGCUUCUUGUAUAUAUUAGCUGUUGUCUAGCAGGUCGUGCCUAUCCCCUUGGUGACAUCCCUGAAGAUCUUGUUCCCUUGGUUAAAAACCAGGUUUUUGAAUUUCUAAUUCGCCUGCAUUCAGCAGAGGCUUCUCCUGAGGAAGAAAUCUAUCCUUACAUUCGGACUUUGCUACAUUUUGACACAAGAGAAUUUCUUAAUGUAUUGGCACUGACUUUUGAAGAUUUUAAAAAUGACAAGCAAGCUGUGGAAUAUCAACAGCGAAUUGUGGAUAUUUUGUUGAAAGUUAUGGUGGAGAAUUCAGACUUUACCCCCUCACAAGUAGGAUGUCUCUUUACCUUCCUUGCUCGGCAGCUUGCAAAGCCUGACAACACCUUGUUUGUAAACAGAACACUUUUUGAUCAGGUCCUUGAAUUCCUUUGUAGUCCCGACGAUGACUCCCGACACUCUGAAAGACAGCAGGUCCUUUUAGAAUUGCUGCAGGCUGGAGGCAUAGUUCAAUUUGAAGAGAGUCGCCUCAUCCGGAUGGCAGAAAAAGCUGAGUUCUAUCAAAUUUGUGAAUUUAUGUAUGAAAGAGAACACCAAUAUGACAAAAUUAUUGAUUGCUACUUACGUGACCCUCUGAGAGAGGAAGAAGUCUUUAAUUACAUUCACAAUAUCUUAUCCAUUCCCGGACACAGUGCAGAGGAGAAGCAGUCUGUAUGGCAGAAAGCAAUGGAUCAUAUUGAGGAACUUGUGUCCCUGAAGCCCUGUAAAGCUGCGGAGCUGGUUGCCACCCACUUUUCUGGACAUAUUGAAACGGUCAUUAAAAAACUUCAGAACCAGGUUUUGCUUUUCAAAUUUUUGAGGAGUCUUCUUGACCCAAGGGAAGGUAUUCAUAUAAAUCAAGAAUUACUGCAAAUAUCUCCUUCUAUCACAGAGCAGUUCAUUGAGCUGUUGUGUCAGUUCAACCCAACCCAAGUUAUAGAGACUCUGCAAGUUCUUGAGUGCUACCGUCUGGAAGAAACUAUUCAGAUUACUCAGAAGUAUCAGCUUCAUGAAGUCACUGCUUAUCUAUUGGAAAAGAAAGGAGAUAUUCAUGGUGCCUUCCUAAUAAUGUUAGAGAGACUACAAAGCAAACUUUGGGAGAUAACACAUCAAGGUGAAAAUACCAAAGAGGAUCCCUCACUGAAGGAUGUUGAAGAUACUAUGGUGGAGACCAUUGCUCUUUGCCAGAGAAAUUCACAUAAUUUGAACCAGCAGCAACGUGAGGCACUUUGGUUUCCAUUAUUGGAGGCAAUGAUGGCUCCUCAGAAGCUGUCCAGUUCAGCCAUUCCUCAUCUACACUCUGAAGCUCUGAAAUCUUUGACCAUGCAAGUUUUAAAUAGCAUGGCAGCAUUUAUUGCCCUUCCAUCAAUCUUGCAAAGAAUUUUACAGGAUCCAGUUUAUGGAAAAGGAAAACUUGGAGAAAUCCAGGGACUUAUUCUGGGAAUGUUAGAUACCUUUAACUAUGAACAAACCCUGCUGGAAACAACAACUAGCCUUCUAAACCAAGAUCUCCAUUGGUCAUUGUGUAACCUGAGAGCUUCGGUCACCAGAGGACUGAAUCCCAAACAAGAUUACUGCUCUAUAUGUUUGCAGCAGUACAAGAGACGCCAAGAAAUGGCUGAUGAAAUUAUUGUCUUUAGCUGUGGCCAUUUGUAUCACUCAUUCUGCCUUCAAAACAAAGAAUGCACCAUGGAAAUUGAGGGCCAAACAAGAUGGACAUGCUACAAAUGCAGCUCAAGUAACAAAGUAGGAAAACUCAGUGAAAAUUCAUCUGAAAUUAAAAAGGGAAGGAUAACCCCAUCACAGGUAAAAAUGUCUCCAUCAUAUCAUCAGUCCAAAGGGGAUCCCACUGCUAAGAAGAGCUGUGCCUAAAAAAACUGGCCUGAGAUAUUAACAGCACAUGAGAAGGUCUUCAAUAAAUACUGGCAGAAGAGAGCUCUCAUGUGUGCCGCUUCAGUUCCUGACUGUAAGCUUUGUGACCACAGAUAGGGUCUGACUGUUUUACACCCUAUCUGAGCAAUGCAUAGAUGAUGUCAAGAGAACCACUAAAAUCUUUUCCUUUAUCCGGCUGCAAAAGUGCGGUUGAAACAUGGUAAACAAAUUGACAUUUCUGCUCGUUUCUUUCAUCAUUUUUCUUUCUCUAAUAGUCAAAGUGUUUUUUUUCCUUGCCCUUUUUUACCAUUUCAGCCAGCAUCCGUAUCAGUGAAGGACUAUAGAACAAAAAUAACCACCUGCUGGCUCUGUUGACUAACAGCAGGUUUUAGCUUCAAAGCAAUGUUCCAAAAAUGGGUCCCCCUCCUCUGACUUCAGAAUCCCCUGAGACUUUUUCAGAAGAGAAGAGUCUAAAAACAAAAUAUGUUGUCUGAAAAGGCCUAUAACACACUGCACAUAAAAAUCCUCUUUCACGCUUGUCAAGGCAGUAGGGGCAGGCAAGACUGAGGCAGUGACUGUUGAUACUUAGAACCAUCACACUGUAACGCGAAGAGUGGGGGGAGCCUGUCAUUUUCGUCUCACUCAGUAAAUAGAUGAGGAAAUGGGAAUCCAGAGGGAUUCCAAUUUUUUGUCUUGGCUUUCCAAUGUUAGCUAUGGAAUACACUUCUAACAUAGUGAUGUCAAGCAUGUGCUUUGGAUACCACCAGACUUGGGUUCAAAGAUUUACUCUUCUACUUAUUUAUCUGAAUGACCUUGUGUAAAUUGGCCCCUCUGUUUCAUCUUAUGUAAAAUGGUGAUGCUACUCUCAGAAUUGUCCUGAAUAUUAAAUGAAAUACUCUACUGUUUAAGAGUCUAACAUUGUGUUUGACAUAUAGUAAGUACUCAAGCUGUUGUUGACACUAGUAUUAAAAUGCAGGUCUCCCGGCUCCUAAUCGAUGUCCUCUUACUUUAUCAUGCUGCUUGUAUAAUAUUGUUCAUUCAGCAAGUAUAGUCUACCCUUCACAUUUGUGGGUUCUGCAUCUGUGGGUUCAACCAACCACAGAUUGAAGAUAUAUGGGGGGGGG